AUGCUUAAAAAGUGCUCUGGUUUGCCAUUAGCUAUCAUUGUGCUUGCUGGGCUUCUUUCUAAGAAACACACCUUAUAUCAGUGGGAGCUGAUGAAAGAAAAUGUAAUUCGCUGCAUAGGUCAAGGUAAUCCACAACAUGAUGAUGACUCAAAAUAUUGUAGUGUUUCUUCGGUCUUAGGAUUAAGUUAUAGCGAAUGUCACGAUAAGACUAAAAGAGUUGUGCCAUAUACUCAUAGCAGAAGGUUUUGUAUCGUUAAGAAAAGGUUCUGUGGAAGCUUUACUUUGAGAGUAUCGCCUCAGAUUGAUAUAAUAAUACCAAAUUCAUUGUGGAAGUUGGAAAAGUUGAGGCAUCUAUAUUUCUCAAAUCUAGUUGGUGGCAUAGAAUUUGGUAAAUUCUUGAGAUCAAUUAAGUCUAGAAAUUUUCAGACAUUGGUAGGUGUUCGUACCAAGGAUCUUUUUUUGAGUGAUAUUCUACAACAGGAGAGUCUCAAAAAAUUACGAAUUUGUGUGGAUAGAAAUUUUGAGACAUUCUUACACAAUCCCCAAACUCUCACAUUCACUCGUCUUUUCUCUUUACAAGUAUAUAAUCCAUCUUACAUCAACAUAAUAGAUAUUGUUCCUUUCUUACUAAGCUGUCCUUGUAUUUAUAAGCUUAGAGUGCAGUCACCUAUAGUAAGAUUACCACAAGACAACCAAUUCUCCCCAAAUCUCAUCAAGUUACAGUUGAGUAAUCGCCAACUUAAGGAUGAUCCAAUGCCAACAUUAGAAAAGCUACCAAAAUUAAGAGUCCUUAGAAUUGACUAUGAUAGCUUUAUGGGAGAAGAGAUGGUGUGCUCAAGAGGAGGUUUCCCUCGACUUGAAUCUCUUCAGCUUACUAUUUUGAAAAACUUAAAAGAGUGGAAAGUGGAAGAGAAUGCAUUGUGUAGACUUGGCUAUUUGCGAAUUGGUUGUUGUUGUAGAUUGACAAGUAUUCCAAAUGGACUAAGAAACAUUAGUACACUCAAUGAGAUGGUCAUAGAGAAUAUGCCUAAGAAAUUCAAAGAAAGGAUGGAGCAAGGAGGAGCGAUUUCUACAAAAUCAACCACGUGCCAUCACGUGUAUUUACCAACUGUGAUGAAGAUUUUGAGGUUGGCUAUAUAUGAAUCUAAGUGGGAGAAUCUGAUAUCAACAUUUGGAGGAUGUGUUUGCCAAUUGCCACUGCCAAUCACCACUAUCUGUUUGUUCAUUUGGAAUAAAAAUGUGUAAUAUUUGGGAUGUGUUUCAAUAUUUUUCCCACAUUUACAAUACAUAUCAAUCAUUUUCAAAACCCAUUUUGUAAACCAUAGAAUGAACUUCUCUUCCAUUAUUCAAUUCCAUCAAACCAACACAAGCUUUAAGCACCAUCGAAAAAGAGAAUUUAUUAUCAGUAAUUUGCAAUUCUUGCAUCAAAGAGAAAUACCUAAUUGUUUCUU
This is a messenger RNA of Cannabis sativa, 1451 nucleotides long. RefSeq names its product putative disease resistance protein At1g59780. Gene Ontology annotation, molecular function: ADP binding; alpha-tubulin binding. Bases 1 to 1245 code for a protein of 414 amino acids. Gene Ontology annotation, biological process: protein folding. Lineage: Eukaryota; Viridiplantae; Streptophyta; Magnoliopsida; Rosales; Cannabaceae. The transcript is spliced from 3 exons. The record is from RefSeq and is a predicted model, not a curated record.